Molecule: messenger RNA, 924 nt
Organism: Trichomycterus rosablanca
Lineage: Eukaryota; Metazoa; Chordata; Actinopteri; Siluriformes; Trichomycteridae
Gene: psmb1
Product: proteasome 20S subunit beta 1
Exons: 6
Coding region: 75-788 (237 amino acids)
Cellular component (GO): proteasome core complex
Source: RefSeq, a predicted model, not a curated record
AAACGAACUUCCGUCCGCCAUGUUGAAGUGAUACAGCGAGAUUCAGGGCAGACAGUUUCAGUUUGAUCGCAGUCAUGUUUUCUACACAGUUUUACGGGGAAAAUGGAAAGAUGAAGGAGUAUCACUAUACAGGACCUGUGGAGCAUAAAUUCUCUCCUUAUGCUUUUAAUGGAGGAACUGUGCUGGCGGUUGCUGGUGAGGACUUUGCAAUUGUAGCUUCAGAUACACGUUUAAGUGAGGGCUAUUCAAUUCACUGCCGAGACUCACCCAAAUGCUACAAACUGACAAACAACACAGUGAUUGGAUGCAGUGGAUUCCAUGGAGACUGUUUGACCCUGACCAAAAUCAUUGAUGCAAGGCUCAAGAUGUACAAGCAUGCAAACAACAAGUCCAUGACGAGUGGAGCUAUUGCAGCCAUGCUGUCAACAAUUCUGUACAGCAAGCGGUUUUUCCCAUAUUAUGUUUACAACAUAAUUGGCGGCCUUGAUGAGGAAGGGAAAGGUGCAGUCUACAGCUUUGAUCCAGUUGGAUCGUACCAGAGGGACGCUUACAAAGCUGGUGGAUCAGCAAGCGCAAUGCUGCAGCCACUGCUUGAUAACCAGAUUGGAUUUAAGAACAUGGAGAACGUUGAGCACUUGCCACUAAAUCUGGAAAAGGCUCUGCAGCUGGUUAAAGACGUCUUCAUAUCAGCUGCGGAGAGAGACGUGUACACCGGAGAUGGACUUAAGAUCUGCAUUGUUACCAAGGAAGGAAUCAAAGAGGAAACACUUCCACUCAGGAAAGACUAAACAGAAUUUUCAGCCUUGUCAGACAAUGCUCUUAUUGUUUGCUUAAAAUUAAUAAGGUAAUUGCUCUAAAACUGUGCUCUUUUGUUCUUUUUCUAAAACCUGCCAAUAAAAAAAAUAUUGAUUGAUUUAAGCAAAA